CUGCUUGAAUCAAAUAGUUAUUACUUUUUUUUAGUAUCUAGCAGUGAAUCUAUCCACAAGGAAAAUGCAGUAUUAGUGAAACGGGAGAGUCACGUAGUUUUUGUCGAUGAAAAUGGUGUCGUAAUCGAGGAUUCGUCACAUAACGACUUACGUACUGUUGAAUUCAAUUUCUUGGAUGCAAAAAAUAUCUGCUGUGGUCUCUGUGGUGAAAUUGUGCCCUAUGAACUUCUGAUGAAUGAACAUUUACCUACUCAUCAUCCAGAGGUUUUGGGUGAUAAUCAUAAUAUGGAUUUUGAUGAAACACCGAAUGUAAUAUGGCUUCGUGAUAAAUUGAGUAAUGAACGAAAGCAUUUGGAGAGUGGUUUUCGGUCAGCUAAUUCUUAUGAUUUGCCGAAUUUCUCUAGACCAAAUCGUAUUCUUCGUAAGGUUUCUCAGUAUCGAGUAAAUCCUCACGAAAUGUCGCUGGAUGAAUUAGAUAUAGCGUUGAAAAAGAAAAUGGUUGAAAAAAUGGGUCGUAGAGUUCCUGUUACUCUUGUCGACAAACAGCAUGCUAGAUGUGGCCUUUGUAAUGCAGUUGUCUCUCUUAAUAGAAAAUUCGAAGUUAUUCAUCUUGUCAGACAUUUCAAUGCUUGGCAUCCAUCAGCUCAUCGUUGUCAGCCACAAGCUGGUUUGGGAAAACCAUUAUCCAUGCAAGAUUUUGCGGUCAUUGAUACCGCUGUCGACAAUGGAGAUAAUUUACAGUGCAUAUGGUGUGGAAUGUUCAUGUCAGUCGAAGCACUUGCGAUGCAUUUUUCCGAAGUUCAUCCCGACGACAUUGAAGUGCCCAAAUGCAAUCUAUGCCUCAAGGAAUUGGUUAUUAAUGCUAGAUUAUUUGAAAAAUAUAACGAGGAUUUCGCUGUGACCUUACCUGAUGAGCAUCAUAUACGAUGUGGAAAAUUCAAUACCACUCAUACGUCUGAAAGCCAAUUCGAUAAAGCUAUUGAAAGGCGGAUGCGUCGUAUACAAUCUGGUGGUGAUAUAUAUACUGAAGAUGCGGAAGAAGAUGAACUUGAUUUAUGGCGUAAAAUUUUACCAAAUAUUAUUGACAUUGACAUUUCAGGACGAAGGAGUAAACCGAAGAGGCAAUUUAUCAUGCCUGCCUUACGCCAAGCAGCUCCAGUUGGCAGCAGAUUCGUUGAACCGGUUACAGAUUGUCACUGGAAAUGUAAAUUAUGCAAAAGUGACAUAUUAGCAGCUGUAAUUAGUGCUGGAGCUAUCCGGCAUUACCGAAUUGUUCAUCCUGAACUUCUUGAAGAAAUGCAAUAUGAACUGUGUAAGGCUCGAUUGGAACGAGUUUCUGAUGGGUGUAUGGAAUUCGUACAUCCACAACUAAUUGAAUGUUUGGUUUGUAAUAUGACAUACAUGCUGCAUAGACCUUAUAAUAUAUGUCGAGCAAUACGUCAUCUUAAGUCAAAACAUCCAGAUAUGAUGCCAGAGUAUGCUGGAAUGAAAGAAUUCGAAAAGGUUAAACUUCUCGCAGUUUUGCAUUACAUUUUCUUAUUUGUUCAAGCACUAGAAGGUGCAGAUGGAGAACGUGUAUAUGUACUUAUGGCUGAAGGCGAAGAAAUAGAUCCGGAAACUGCAAAUCAAUUAGCCGAAUCAAUUGGUCAUAUAAUGGUAGAAGAAAAUGCCACAGAAAAGCAAGCGGUAAGAAAGAAUGUUUUUAAAGAAUGUUGUUUUUAA
This is a messenger RNA of Dracunculus medinensis (Guinea worm), 1722 nucleotides long. The record is from the annotation of a GenBank genome assembly. NCBI's taxonomy places the organism in Eukaryota, Metazoa, Nematoda, Chromadorea, Rhabditida, Dracunculidae.